Molecule: messenger RNA, 1768 nt
Organism: Nymphaea colorata (pocket water lily)
Lineage: Eukaryota; Viridiplantae; Streptophyta; Magnoliopsida; Nymphaeales; Nymphaeaceae
Product: AUGMIN subunit 4
Exons: 13
Coding region: 64-1335 (423 amino acids)
Biological process (GO): spindle assembly
Cellular component (GO): HAUS complex
Molecular function (GO): microtubule minus-end binding
Source: RefSeq, a predicted model, not a curated record
ACCCAUAAAAGAAUUCAAAGCGUCCCCCCGCCCCUCUCCCUCUCGUGCAAAAGAAAGAGGAAAAUGGCAAAGGUGAGCGCAGGACAGAGCCUCCCGCCCGAUAUUGUACAACUCAUUGAACAAUUGGAUCGCCAUUGCCUUGCCCCAGAUGGUUCUCUCGUCUCCAGAUCCGCCUACUAUGACCUACAAUUGGCGAGAGAGGAGAUGUCAAGGGAGAGAUUGCGGUACUUGGAAGCCAUGGCGGUCUACUGCGAGGCAAUUGCCAUGGUGGAGGAAUAUCAGCAGGCAGUGGCUGUUGCUAGUCUCGGGGGGAUUAGAGACGUCCAGGGUCUCUACUUUCAGCUGGGGUUGAAGGCCUCCCCUCAGGUUUAUGAGACUCUUGAACAUCGUCUUCUUGUUGCUGAGGCAUCCCAACGGCUUCGACUUCCUCUAUUGUCCAAAGAUGGACAAGUUUGCAAAGAGGAGAUUGAGAAAUGCAUUAUAACAUCUAGGAAUUCUCUAGAUACCAGCUCGAGUUCGACAAAUACUCUUGCAAACACUAGCUCCUCUGGGGCUGCUUCUACGACCCUUCCUCUUAGUGCCUCAGACAACAUUGAAGACACAAUUGGUGGUAUUCCAAAUCGAUUUCUGGGAAUUACCCCGAGUUAUUUGCAACAAUGUCAGCUUAAUCUGCAUAAUGAUCCUGUGGAUACUGCAGAGCACCAAAUGUUAUUGGCUCAAGAAAUGGAGGCCCGCCUUAAUAGCAAAUGUGAUAAAGUUUCAGAUGCUUUUGCUAUGGAGGAAAUUGAUUGUGCAGUUGUUAGUCAGUUUCAGAGUUCUCGACUGCCUGAAAGGGUAAAGUUCAUCAUUGAAGAGAUUGAAAGGGAAGAGGCAGCUUUGCGUGAUGACCUGUAUUCUGCAGAUAGAAAAUUUGCUGAAUAUUAUAAUGUCCUAGAGCAAAUAUUGGGGGUGCUCAUUCGGCUUGUCAAAGAUUUGAAACUGCAGCAGCAACACCAAUAUGAUGAGUUGAAGAAGACGUGGCUUUGCAAGAGAUGUGAGACAAUGAAUGCUAAAUUGAGGGUCCUGGAGAAUCUUGUCUUGCGUGAUACAUACACCCAAGAUUCAAUACCAGCUCUCCACAAGAUUAGACAGUAUCUUCUUGAAGCUACAGAGGAAGCUUCCACAGCAUACAACAAAGCGGUGACAAGACUUCGUGAAUAUCAAGGUGUCGACCCUCAUUUUGAUACAAUCGCAAGGCAAUACCAUGACAUUGUAAAGAAGUUAGAAGGCCUGCAAUGGACCAUUCAUCAAGUAGAAAUGGACUUAAAGCGUUCAUCAGAUCAUCCAGCAAUGUAGUUGUAUUUAGCAUGGUUCUUUUUCCAUCUGCGUAUGUGAUGUUUAUGUGCACGUAUUCAACAGCUUUUGCCUCUUUUUGAUGGUGAUAUACGUGAAUGUGCACGUAUUGAACAGCUUUUGCCUCUUUUUGGGUGGUGAUAUACAUGGUCUGAACUUCUUUCCAUGAGAUAUAUUUGGUUGUGUAAGCAUACGAAAUAUGUAGUAGUUUUUAUUCCGUCAGAUAGGUUCAGGCAAAAACAAAAGGAGAUCAGAACCAUGUCUUAACCAUUUUUGCUCCUCAAUUUUCUUGGAGAGUAGUACCUCGAAACAGUUUUUCCUGCGCAGGGGGAGAGUUGUACCUCGAAACAAUUUUUGGUGCGCAGGGAACAAGGACUGAUCUGGGGACAUUCCUGGCCCCUGGGUCUUUUAGGAAUACAAGUUUCCUAUUCUAAUA